GUUCGCCUUUCCACGACUGAGCACGUCACUUUCGUGCGGUCUCGAUAACGAAACGAAAUCGAAUAGUGAUUCUAAUUUUGUUAAUAAAUGGUGCUAUAAAUAGACACGAAUUGAUUGAGUGUGAAUAAAAUUAUGAUUCAGUGAUUGUUGUAGCGUAUUUCAAUUCAAAUCAAUAUGUACAGGAGACAAGCGCUUCGCAUAUUGCCAGUUCUAUUAAUAUCUCUAUUCUCUUUAAUAGGUGGUCGGGAGAGUACGGGUCGCGUGAAGCGGCUGCGGGCGGACAGCGUGCGGGAGCCGGCGCAGGCGCUGGACGCCCCCGAGCCCGACCCCGCUCCCGCGCCCAUCUCCUUCCUCAGCCCCUCCGUCAAGGAGUACCUGGAGCUCGGCAAGGCGAUACCAGGCAAACCUGGCAUCGACUACCCCCUGCUGGGCGCUGUACCGUACACAAACUUCUACUGCGAUGAGCAGCCCUACCCCGGCUUCUUCGCAGACAUGGAGACUCGUUGUCAAGCGUGGCACUACUGCGACAUAGACGGUCGGCAGGCGUCGUUCCUGUGCCCCAACGGCACGGUCUUCUCCCAGGGCGUGGCCUCCUGCGACUGGUGGUUCAACGUCCGCUGUUCGCAGUCCCCCGAGCUGUACGCGCUCAACGCCCGCCUCUACCGACGGAGGAAGUCCCAGCGUAGGACACGACCCAAACCACACCGGGUCAUAGACAAGAAGCUCGUCGACGAAAUCUUCCUGUGAAGUACCUCAUGCGGACUUGAGUAUAUGGAUUUCAAAGAACAGUGUUUAUACCCUUCAAAUCGUGUCGUCGUAGGUACAUAAUGGGACAAAAACUACAUAGGUCCACCAUCUGCAUAUGAAUCAAUUUACUGAUAGUACCU
Aricia agestis (brown argus) is the source of this 887-nucleotide messenger RNA. RefSeq lists its product as uncharacterized. Lineage: Eukaryota; Metazoa; Arthropoda; Insecta; Lepidoptera; Lycaenidae. The record is from RefSeq and is a predicted model, not a curated record. Gene Ontology annotation, molecular function: chitin binding. The coding region runs from base 175 to 747 and encodes 190 amino acids. Gene Ontology annotation, cellular component: extracellular region. The transcript has 4 exons.